AUGGGUUGGGCGGGGUUCAACGGAGGAGACCCCUACAGCGCUAACAUUGACUCCUCCAUGGCCGUCCUCAACACCAACAUCUGCGCCGCCACCAGCCUCCUCAUCUGGACUUGGCUUGAUGUUUUCUUCUUCAACAAACCUUCUGUCAUCGGUGCCGUUCAGGGCAUGAUCACUGGGCUCGUCUGCAUCACUCCAGGAGCAGGCCUUGUUCAAGGAUGGGCUGCCAUAGUAAUGGGGAUUCUAUCAGGCAGUAUUCCAUGGUUUACCAUGAUGAUUGUCCACAAGAGGGGAGGAGUUUACGGAAAGUCAGCCGGCGGCAUCCAAAUCCUCAAACAAUUAGUUGGGGGAGCCUUCAUCAUUGGAUGGAACCUUGUAGUAACGUCCAUCAUUUGUGUUCUGAUAAGGUUGGUGGUUCCUCUGAGGAUGUCUGAGGAACAGUUGACGAUUGGGGAUGACGCCGUGCAUGGCGAAGAGGCCUACGCGUUGUGGGGUGACGGGGAGAAGUAUGAUUCGACUAAGCAUGGCUUCACCUCCGACGACACUGUUAAUCAAAAGACAUCUAGUGGAGCUACUCAAGUGGUCUAG
This is a messenger RNA of Thlaspi arvense, 585 nucleotides long. Lineage: Eukaryota; Viridiplantae; Streptophyta; Magnoliopsida; Brassicales; Brassicaceae. The record is from the annotation of a GenBank genome assembly.